This is a messenger RNA of Aspergillus alliaceus, 1137 nucleotides long. RefSeq names its product putative septin AspA (gene aspA). Gene Ontology annotation, cellular component: septin ring; cytosol; cell division site. The coding region runs from base 1 to 1137 and encodes 378 amino acids. Gene Ontology annotation, molecular function: GTP binding; GTPase activity; molecular adaptor activity. The record is from RefSeq and is a predicted model, not a curated record. The transcript is spliced from 6 exons. Gene Ontology annotation, biological process: cytoskeleton-dependent cytokinesis. NCBI's taxonomy places the organism in Eukaryota, Fungi, Ascomycota, Eurotiomycetes, Eurotiales, Aspergillaceae.
AUGUCGUCGGCUCUCAACGCGAUCAAGCUCCGUCGCAAGAAGAAUGUCAAGAAGGGUAUCCAGUUUUGUUUGAUGGUCUGUGGUGCCAGCGGAACUGGCCGUACUACCUUCGUUAAUACCCUCUGCGGAAAGUCAGUUCUUGAGGGCAAGGACUCCGACGAUCCUACCAAUGCUCAUCUUGAGGAAGGUGUCCGCAUCAAGCCCGUUACGGUCGAGCUCGAGUUGGAUGACGAAGGCACCCGCAUCUCUCUCACUAUCGUCGACACCCCCGGCUUCGGUGAUCAGAUUGAUAAUGAAGCAAGCUUUGGUGAGAUCGUUGGAUACCUUGAGCGUCAGUACGAUGAUAUUCUAGCCGAAGAAUCACGAAUCAAACGAAACCCCCGCUUCAGGGACAAUCGUGUCCACGUCCUUCUGUACUUCAUCACACCGACUGGUCACGGCCUGCGUGAGCUGGAUAUCGAAUUGAUGAAACGCCUUUCACCUCGUGUCAACGUUAUCCCCGUCAUUGGGAAAGCUGACUCCCUCACUCCUGCCGAAUUGGCCGAGUCGAAGAAGUUGAUCAUGGAGGAUAUCGAGCACUACCGCAUCCCUGUCUACAACUUCCCUUACGAUAUCGAGGAGGAUGAUGAGGAUACCGUAGAGGAGAAUGCUGAACUGCGUGGGCUUAUGCCUUUUGCCAUCGUUGGCUCUGACGACUUCGUGGAAAUCGAGGGCCGCCAAGUGCGAGCCAGGCAAUAUCCUUGGGGUGUUGUCGAGGUUGAGAACCCUCGCCACUCUGAUUUCUUGGCCAUCCGAAGUGCCCUUCUUCACAGUCACCUUGCAGAUCUGAAGGAGAUCACCCAUGACUUCCUUUACGAGAAUUACCGUACCGAGAAGCUCAGUAAGAGUGUCGACGGUGCUACACCUACCCAAGAUUCGUCGAUGAACCCAGAAGACCUAGCAUCCCAGUCUGUGCGGCUGAAGGAGGAGCAACUCCGUCGCGAGGAGGAGAAACUCCGCGAGAUCGAACUGAGGGUGCAGCGUGAGAUUGCUGAGAAGCGCCAGGAAUUAUUGGCUCGUGAGAGCCAGUUGAGAGAGAUUGAGGCUCGUAUGGCACGCGAAUCAAGCAGCCAGGAUGUCGCCAAUGGUGAAGCUUAA